Molecule: messenger RNA, 633 nt
Organism: Adineta ricciae
Lineage: Eukaryota; Metazoa; Rotifera; Eurotatoria; Adinetida; Adinetidae
Source: the annotation of a GenBank genome assembly
AUGUAUUCUCCACCACCACCACCACCACUCACUGGCCGAACCGUCUUAAAAGCGAAUGCACCAAUUCUGGCGUUAUGCGCUCUAUUUUUUGUGUUUUUCCUCAUCGCAGGAACAGUUGUUCUUGCAUUAAUUCCGGUUUAUCUCUCAACGAAAGAUGUUCCUGAAGUUGGACGUUCGUCUACAUAUUACGCAACGAUGACUCCAGAUGUAUCAUUACCUGAAGGCACGUUGGAUGCGCAAUCCUUGAAAAAUAUCAAUACUGAACUCGAUAAAGCUUUGAAGGUACAAAGUGGAGCAGUUAACAUGAUCAGUGGUGUCGUUUCAGGAGGAGAUAAAAAACGUAAACGACGAGGAUUGCUUCUUGACAGAAACCGUCGCGGUGCAGUUCGAGUAUAUUGUUCGUUCUAUUUCAAUAUCAAAAUCUGCCCCAGAUGUGGCACUAGAGGAUUUCGUCAAACAAUCACAAAAUUCACUUUUAAUGUUCAACUAUGGAUUAUUGAUUGGUUUGGAAUUAUCAGAGGCCCUUUCUAUGCUACAUUUACCGUUGUCAUUAGUUACACACAAAUCGCUAUUCCAUCAACUUCCACUUUUCCAAUGACAACUGUUCGACCCACGGGAGUGUUUUUUGGUUAA